AUGAUCACCGGGACUUCACCUUCUCUUACUUUGUCAGGAAAGCCACCAGGUAAGGAGGGGACCCCCGGAGGACGCGCCCGGGCGCUGAGUGACCUGGGGGCUCAGCCCGCCCCCUUCCUGGACCUCCCCCCUUCCUUCACCCUUGAACGCGCUGUGUUCCCAGGCCCUUUGCCUUCGGAGAGGGCUUUGGUCCCGCUGGGGCGUAGAGACCUCGACUCCGUGGCCGGUACAGUCGAGACGCCCGAGCGUGGGGUUCGAUCCGACGGUGUUGGAGCCCCUUCCCUGCAGCCCCUCCGGGAGCUCCAUUUCCAGCCUGGUCGCAGCGGCUCCGCUCCGCCCCCGGCCCCCGUGCCCGGCCCUCGGCGGGGCGGGGAAGCGGGGGGUGGGUGGGGUGAGAGCGCGAGGAGCCCCGAGGCAGCACCGUGCCGGAGUCGUCCCGGAGUGAGUGCGGUCGCCUCUCGCCCCCUCGCAGUCCCUCCCGGGCUCGCGCGCUUCCUUCCACUCUCUCCGGCUGCGCCCAGGGCUCCGCGGCGCGCACGGAGGCGCUGGGGAGGGCGGCGGCGGCGGCGGCGGGCGGAGGCGGGGCGGCGGCGUCCCCGCAGCCCGAGGAGCAGCCGGGCGGGCUCCGGGGCGCACCGGCUGCAGGCGGCGGCCGUCGGGGGCGCCGCGCGCCUGGCGGGGCUGGUGGGGCGGCCCCGGGAUCCCCCCGCCGCCGCGCGGGCUCGGCUGUGCCGGGCGCUCCCCGCCAGGGGGCGGCGCAGGGCGGGGCGGCGGCGGGCAGCGGGCAGCGGGGUCGGCGAGCAGCGAGCAGGCUUGAGGGGCCGCCUCACCUGGGCUCGUCGUCGCCCGGGCGCCCCCGGAGCCCAGGGCCUGCGGAGGCCGCGGGGGCUGCGCCUCCAAAGUCCUGUGUUCGCUAUGUUGCCCUUUGGAGACCAAACAAGGCUGUUUCUCCUAAAGAGUUGAUGUGGAUGUCCUCACUGUCGGGCUUUGGGGACGGAGCCUUGACUUCGGGCAAAUCUGCUCUCCAGGGCUUCGUUGCCCCGCCCUCCCCGUAAAGUCUCCUUGCCCGCCUUGGCCGUCUUCCUUCGAAAGUCCUGAACCUGGAGCCAGCAGAGGAUAAAGCCCCGAGAGAGAGUGACGUGUGCUCGAAGGACGCUGUUCUGCGGUCGGGCCGGGCACUCGGGCACCGGGCUCCGGAAUUCUUGCCUGCUGCGGGCCGCGGGUCCCAGGGCUCCCCUGCCACUCCGAGGCCCUCUGUCCCCAGUUCCCUUCCCCCUGGCCCACUUCCCCCUCUCUGCCUCAUUGAAUGGGGAGUGGGCAGGAGACCUGGGCUGAUCUUUUUUUUUUUUUCAGUGUGUCAGGGUGUUCUUUGGAGGUGUUCUGUAGGCAGGUUAUUAAUAGUUGAAAGGAAAACCUGACGGGUCUUACAUAAAUCAGCAUAAAUGUCCUCUCCCCCCCCCCCUUAAGAUAGGCACUUAGGAUAGCUUGGUGGUCGGUGUUAAAUAGUCGUACGUAAGAAUGCUUCUCUCAGAGCCUGCCAGAGCUUUGCUAGUAACUUUUCAUCGGCAAACAAAUGGAAAGAGUUAAAUUUACUUUGUUUUCCGCAUUACUUUUUCUCCCAAGUAGCAUAGACUUAAAAUCCUAAUUUCUCAGAGUUGCUGCUCAGUGUAAAAUUUAGGUCAUCUGAAACUCUAUAUAAAGGCUUUUUUUUAAGCGA
Nyctereutes procyonoides (raccoon dog) is the source of this 1717-nucleotide messenger RNA. RefSeq names its product collagen alpha-1(I) chain-like. Bases 1 to 963 code for a protein of 320 amino acids. Lineage: Eukaryota; Metazoa; Chordata; Mammalia; Carnivora; Canidae. The transcript has 2 exons. The record is from RefSeq and is a predicted model, not a curated record.